This is a messenger RNA of Otolemur garnettii (small-eared galago), 1731 nucleotides long. It is a transcript of the gene PODNL1, whose product is annotated as podocan like 1. NCBI's taxonomy places the organism in Eukaryota, Metazoa, Chordata, Mammalia, Primates, Galagidae. The transcript is spliced from 10 exons. Gene Ontology annotation, molecular function: protein binding. The coding region runs from base 1 to 1731 and encodes 576 amino acids. The record is from RefSeq and is a predicted model, not a curated record.
AUGCUCUAUCAGCUAAGCCUGCUGCUGCUCCUGCUGUGGCUGGGCCCCCAGGCCACCCCUGGCAUGGAGGAUGCUGCCUUUCCCCACCUGGGAGAGAGCUCACAGCCCCCACCCCGGGCCUGCCCCCCACGUUGCUCCUGCCCCCGGGCAGACACUGUGGACUGUGAUGGCUUGGACCUUCGAGUAUUCCCAGACAACAUCACCAGGACAGCCCAACACCUUUCCCUGCAGAACAAUCAGCUCCAGGAGCUCCCCUAUAAUGAACUGUCACGCCUCAGCAGCCUACAGACUCUCAACCUCCACAACAACCUCAUCUCCUCUGAGGGCCUGCCUGAUGAAGCCUUUGAGUCCCUUACCCAGUUGCAGCACAUCUAUGUGGCCCACAACAAGCUUUCCGUGGCCCCCCAGUUCCUGCCCCACUCACUCCGUGUUGCCGAUCUGGCUGCCAAUCAAGUGAUGGAGAUCUUCCCCCUCACCUUUGGAGAAAAGCCUGCACUCAGGUCCGUGUACCUCCAUAACAACCAGCUGAGCAAUGCUGGCCUCCCGCCCGAUGCUUUCCACGGCUCCGAGGCUGUUGUCACCCUCAGUCUCUCCAGCAACCAGUUCAGCUACCUGCCACCCAGCCUGCCACCCUCACUGGAGAGGCUCCACCUGCAGAACAAUCUCAUCUCCAAGGUGCCCCAAGGAGCUCUGAGCCGUCAGACCCAACUCCGUGAGCUCUACCUCCAACACAACCAGCUGACAGACAAUGGCCUGGAUGCCACAACCUUCAGCAAGCUGCAUAGCCUUGAGUACCUGGACCUGUCCCACAACCAGCUGGCCACUGUACCUGCUGGCCUGCCCCGGACCCUGGCUGUCCUGCACCUGGGCCGAAACUGCAUCCGGCGGGUAGAGGCAGCUCGGCUGCGUGGGAUGAGGGGCCUGCUUUAUCUGCUGCUGCAGCACAACCAGCUGGGGAGCUCAGGGCUGCCAGCUGGGGCGCUGCGGCCACUGUGGGGCCUGCACACGCUGCACCUUUAUGGCAAUGGGCUGGAGCGUGUGCCUAUGGCGCUGCCCCGCCGCCUGCAUGCCCUGGUGCUGCCCCACAACCGCGUGGCCGUGCUGGGUGCCCGUGACCUGGCCUCCACGCCUGGCCUAGCAGAGCUCAACCUGGCCUAUAACCUCCUGACCAGUGCCCGUGUACACCGCCGGGCCUUCCGCCGGUUGCACAGCCUCCGCAGUCUCAACCUGGCUGGCAACCAGCUGACCCGGCUGCCUGCAGGCCUCCCAACUGGCCUGUGUGCCCUGCAGCUGCAGCGCAACCAGCUGCGUGCACUUGAGCCUGAGCCACUGGCCGGCCUGGAUCAGCUGCGAGAGCUCAGCCUGGCGCACAACCGGCUCCGAGUUGGUGACAUUGGGCCUGGCACUUGGCAUGAGCUACAGGCCCUCCAGGUGCUGGAUCUCAGCCACAAUGAGCUGUCCUUCGUGCCCCCGGACCUGCCUGAGGCCCUGGAAGAGUUGCACCUGGAGGGCAACCGCAUCAGCCACGUGGGACCCGAGGCCUUCCUCAGCACACCCCGCCUGUGUGCCCUCUUCCUCAGGGCCAACAGGCUUCAUAUGACAAGCAUCGCUGCCGAGGCUUUCCUGGGCCUCCCAUACCUGCGUGUAGUGGACACGGCAGGUAACCUGGGGCAAGUCCUGGUCCAGCUGCCACCCACCACCCAAAGUGGGCCACAGGCAGGAGGUUCCUGA